CCGGCCAUCUUGUGUCGCGGAGGAGGAGAAGAGCACCAGAUAUGGCUGACUACAGCAGCGUGGCGCCCCCGUCCUCUAACAACGGCGCUGGAAUGAACGACGCGUUUAAAGACGCUCUUCAGAGAGCACGACAGAUCGCAGCGAAGAUUGGUGGCGAUGGCGUUGCGGCACCCCCGACUAACGAAUUCGGCUACGGGGGCCAGAAAAGGCCCCUGGAGGACGCUGGUGGGUAUUUUCCCAUGCCUAACCUGAAUAUCGACCAACCAGAGACGAAGAAAGUGGCUACAAAUGACGCCUUUUCAGCAAUGGGAGGAAUGGGUGGUCCCCCAAGGUCAAUAUCAGAGGAAUUCAAGGUUCCAGAUGGAAUGGUCGGAUUCAUUAUUGGAAGAGGAGGAGAACAAAUAUCACGUCUUCAGCAAGAGUCUGGAUGUAAGAUACAGAUUGCGCCUGACAGUGGAGGAAUGCCAGACAGGUCGGUGACAUUAACAGGAGGACCAGAAUCAAUCCAGGCUGCAAAGAGGCUACUAACAGAGAUUGUUGAUAAGGGGCGUCCAGCUCCAGCAUUCAACCACAACGACGGCCCGGGAAUGACUGUCCAGGAGAUUAUGGUCCCUGCCUCGAAAGCCGGACUUGUCAUUGGGAAGGGUGGAGAAACCAUCAAAAGCCUUCAGGAAAGAGCUGGUGUGAAGAUGGUCAUGAUCCAAGAUGGACCCCAAAACACAGGUGCUGACAAGCCACUCCGAAUUUCAGGAGAGCCCUUUAAAGUUCAGCAAGCCAAAGAGAUGGUUAUGGAGCUGAUCAGAGAUCAAGGCUUCAGGGAGCAGAGGGGCGAGUAUGGUUCACGAGUUGGAGGUGGAGGAGGCGGCAACGGCGGAGGUGGCGGCAACGGUGGCAAUGGAGGAGGUGGCGGCGGCAACGGCGGAGGGGGGGGAGACAGCUUAGAUGUUCCUGUACCCCGGUUUGCAGUUGGAAUAGUUAUUGGCAGAAAUGGAGAGAUGAUCAAGAAAAUACAGAAUGACACAGGCGUCAGAAUUCAGUUUAAACCAGAUGACGGCAGCACACCAGAAAGGAUAGCACAGAUCAUGGGUCCCCCUGACCAAGCACAGCACGCGGCAGAAAUCAUUUCCGAUCUGCUGCGGAGUGUCCAGGCCGGCGGGCCUCCAGGACAUGGUGGUGGUGGUGGCGGCGGUGGAGGCGGCAGAGGCCGUGGUCGCGGGCAGGGGAACUGGAACAUGGGCCCCCCUGGUGGACUGCAGGAGUUUACCUUCACUGUCCCAACCAUGAAGACUGGCCUCAUCAUUGGAAAAGGCGGUGAGACAAUCAAGGGAAUCAGCCAACAGUCUGGAGCCCGGAUUGAGCUGCAGAGGAAUCCUCCACCCAACGCUGAUCCCAAUAUCAAAAUGUUCACAGUUCGGGGCUCCCCUCAACAGAUCGACUAUGCCAGGCAGCUGGUGGAGGAGAAAAUUGGGGGACCCGUCACUCCGAUGGGUGGCCCACACGGAGGUCCAGGUCCACACGGAGGUCCAGGUCCACAUGGUCCCCCUGGACCACCUGGGCCCCCCGGGGCUCCCAUGGGUCCAUACAACCCUGGACCAUACAACCAGGGACCUCCAGGACCACAUGGUCCACCGGCACCGUACCAGCCUCAGGGAUGGGGCAAUGGCUACCCACACUGGCAACAGGGACAACCUGAUCCAAAUAAACAAGCAGCCGAUGCCAACGCAGCAGCGUGGGCAGCCUACUACGCUCAGUACAGCCAGCAGCCGCAGGCUCCAAUGACCCCGACAAGUGGAGCUCCUGGCACGACUCAGAGCAACGGCCAAGGUGACCCACAGGCUGCAGGUCAGAGUGGACAGGCAGAUUACUCCGAGGCCUGGGAGGAAUAUUACAAGAAAACGGGUCAACAGAGUCAACAACCUCAGGACUACACGAAAGCCUGGGAGGAGUAUUACAAGAAACAAGGUCAAGCGGCCCCUCAGGCCACAGCAGCAUCAGCUGUUGCGUCCCAGCCUGGCGGCCAGCCAGACUACAGCGCUGCCUGGGCGGAGUACUACCGCCAGCAGGCUGCUUACUACGGCACAGCCAACCCUCAGGCAAUGGGUGCAGCACCACAAGCCCCUCAGGUUUUACAGGACCCCAGUGACUGAAGCAGCUUCACACACUUAACCAAAACUAUUUCCUCCCUAAAAAGGUUUUUAGCUUUUUAUUUUGGGAAGCUGAGUCAACUGAUUCUGCUGUUAACAUGCAAUGUAUCUUCUAUGUAUUUCUUCUGCACAGGGCCAGUAAUGUGAAGUGGACAUAAAGUAAAUGCUACAUUGUCGAAACAAAAUCCUUUGUUAAAUGUUUGGAUGCAGACGCCUUGAUGAAGAUCUUAAAUUUCCUUGGUUUGAAAGUGUUUCACAUAGAUGGCAGAUUACCCGGCGAACACGUCCUUUUUUUUGUUGUUGUUUUUGUUGUAAAUGCUUUGUUUUUAGUGAGGUAAUUAUACAUAUGGUCAUUCCAGCCCUGUAUCUACAUUAAAUGUGGUUAGAACUCAUGUUUAUUAAACUGUAGACAUUACCAUGUAAAUCAUCUCAGUUUUAAAAUGCUAUUUCCUGUUGUGUUUUUGCAAUAAAACAAACUGAAACCUCCUGUGUUGGUAAGUUGGGGUGGUUUUAAACCAAAAGGGUUAAGAGGAAUCUCUGUAUGUUUUCUUUUUACGGGGAAAAAGUAAAAACGCAAGCUGUGUGGGUUUAAUUGUCCAAAACUGGUUAACUCAAAGUUGUGCUGUCCUGUCUCUCUCCAACUGUCUAUAAGGCUUUUAGAUAUGUUUUGUGCGUGCAAUGAUCCCGAGUGAUUCAGACAAACAUACGUCCUUGUUGAUAGACAUUUAUUCAAACUUCUGUUUCCUGACUUUACUCUCUGACUUCAGCCGUAGACAGACCGUUUGUUCAUAAGAAAGUCGGCAGGUAUUCAUGUACCGUAAUUCAUGCAUUAACUGCGUUGCUGUGGUACACCUCUCUAUAAUUUUGUCUGGUUUGAUGACAUUGUUGAGGUAGUAUGCACUGUAUUGCCUUGAUAUAGACACUUCCUCCUCCACAGGCAAGUUUAGAAAAGCGGUAAGCAAGUAUCUUUUCUAACAUGUUCCCUCAGAAACGUGGUUGCAAGAAAUGUUGCAUAUUUUUAGUGUUAUAUAUAUAAAUAUAUAUAUUUUUUUGUGCUGUUCUUUUUCCAGGACAGUCAGGUAAAUUGCCGUUGUAUCGAAAAUGCAUUGAAACGUUUGUCUUGCCCAUUUCAAAGUGCGAACUAACUCACAUGUAUAUAAAUUUGUGUUUUUAAAAAAAGAAUGUUUUUUUAAUAUAAAAACAUUGCAAAAAU
Molecule: messenger RNA, 3357 nt
Organism: Cyclopterus lumpus (lumpfish)
Lineage: Eukaryota; Metazoa; Chordata; Actinopteri; Perciformes; Cyclopteridae
Gene: fubp1
Product: far upstream element (FUSE) binding protein 1
Exons: 20
Coding region: 42-2147 (701 amino acids)
Biological process (GO): regulation of DNA-templated transcription
Cellular component (GO): nucleus; cytoplasm
Molecular function (GO): mRNA binding
Source: RefSeq, a predicted model, not a curated record